AUGGCCCGGCCGGGGGGCACCGGGGGGGCCGUGGCCACCGCGGAGCUGCGGGUGACACCGCGGGUGACACCGCGGGUGACACCGUGGGUGACACUGUGGGCGACACUGUGGGUGACAGCCGUGGGCGCGGCCACAGGGCGCUGGUGCGCGCGGCCGGUGCUGGUGACGGAGCAGUGGGAGGUGACCCCGCGGCGCGAGGCGGCCGUGCCGUGUCCCAGUUUGUACCAGUACAGCCUGGCCGGGUGGCGCCUGGACCGGGAGCGCACGCGCCGGGAGCGCGGGGACGGGGACAGCGGGGACGGGGACAGACACACCCCCCUGUGCUACAUCUACCGCCCCCCCGAGCUGCAGCCCGUGACCCGGAACCGCACGGAGCGCGGCUGCUGCCCCGGCUGGAGCGGCCCCCGCUGCACUGAGGGUCCCGGCUCCCUGGGCCGCUGCUUCAGCUCCUGGCAGUGCCAGGACGGCGCCGGGAGCCGCAACCGCAGCGCCAUGAGCCGCGCCGAGUGCUGCCGGCAGCCCUGGGGGCACAGCUGGCACCGCGGGGACACCGGGGGCACGGCGGGGCCCUGCCUGCACUGCACCAGCCUCCCCCUGGCCGGGGACGGGGGGUCCCCCCACCGCAGCCCCCCGGCCACGUGCCAGGCCUGGGCGGGGUCGCGGUUCCGAACCUUCGACGGGCGGCACUUCGGCUUCGGGGGCUCCUGCCGCUACAGCCUGGCCGGCGCCACCGACGGCUCCUGGGAGGUCACCGUCGGCCUGGGACACCCCCGGGUGAGGCUGCACAUGACCUUCGGGACGGACACGGUGGCGGCCGAGGGACAGAACGUGUCGGUGAACGGGGCCGCGGUGCCGCGGGGCCGCCCCUACCUGCACAAAGGGCUCGGUGUCACCUGGCCAGGUGACUGGGUGGCCGUGGCCAGCAGCCUGGGCGUGCGGGUGGCCUGGGACGGGCACCUGGCGGUGACAGUGACAGCGGAGCCGGAGCUGCGCGGCGCCACCUGGGGGCUCUGCGGCACCUACACCGAGGACCCUGCGGAUGACUUCAUGCUCCCCGACGGGGACAUCGCCGCCAUCGCCGCCGCCUUUGGCAACGCCUGGAAGGUGCCGGGGGCCGGCGCAGAGCCCCCGUGCAGGGACGCGCCGCAGGGCGGCCCCGGCUGCGGCCCGGGUGAGGCGACAGCGGCGGUGGCCACGUGCGGGCGGCUGCUGGCCCAGCCCUUCCGGCAGUGCCACGGCGAGGUGGACCCCAGCGGGUUCUACGCAGCGUGUGUGGCGCUGCUGUGCGGGGACGGGACCCCAGUGUCACCCCCCGGUCCCCUGUCACCCCCCGUGUCCCCCCCCGGCCCCCUGUCACCCCCCGUGCCGCCCCCCGGCCCCCCGCCCCCCGCCGCCUGCGACACUUUCGCCGCCUAUUCCCGGGAGUGCUCCCGCCGCCAGCUCCACGUCCCCUGGCGCCGCCCCGGCUUCUGCGAGCGCCGCUGUGAGCCGGGGCAGCGCUUCUCGGACUGCGUGUCGCUGUGCCCGGUCACCUGCGCCACCGCGGGCGGCGCCGAGCGCGACUCGUGUCACCGCCAGUGCCACGGCGGCUGCGAGUGCGGCCCGGGGCUGGCCCGCGACGGGCCCCGCUGCGUCCCCCCCGCCGCCUGCCCCUGCCACCACCGGCGGCAGCGCUACGAGCCCGGCCAGAGCAUCCGCCAGCGCUGCAACCGCUGCACGUGCGAGGGCGGCCGCUGGCGCUGUGACCAGCAGCGCUGCCCGGCCGAGUGCGCCGUGCUCGGGGGGCGUCACUUUGUCACCUUCGACCGCCGCCGCUUCUCGCUGCCGGCCCCGUGCGCGCACACCCUGGUGGAGGACUUCGUGGCGGGCCGGCUGCUGGUCACAGCCGAGCACGAGCCCUGCGCGUCCCCGGGCUGUCCCCGCAGCGUCACUGUCACCACCGGCCGCACCACGGCCCGGCUGCACGGCACAGGGGAGGUGACGGUGGCCGGGCGGGAGGUGACGCUGCCCUUCUCCGGGGCCGAGCUGAGCGUCCGCCGCGCGUCCUCGGCCUUCCUGCACCUGCAGCUGCCCGACGCCCACCUGCUCUGGGGGCUGGGGACCCCCGACAUCUUCAUCACCCUGCAGCCCGCCAUGGCCGGCACGGUGCGGGGUCUCUGCGGGACGUUUAACGGGGACCAGCGCGACGAGUUCACGACUCCGGCGGGGGACGUGGAGCCGGGAGUCGCCGCCUUCGCCAACGCGUUCCGCGCGGCCGGAGCGUGCCCCGCGCUCGGCCCCGCCAUCCCCGAGCCCUGCGCCGCCUUCCCCGGGCUCCGGGAGCGCGCAGAGGCCGCCUGCGCCCCGCUGCUGGCGCCGCCCUUCCAGCCGUGUCACCGCGCCGUGGACCCGGAGCCGUUCCUGGAGCUGUGCCGCCGGGCCGUGUGCUCCUGCCCCGAGCAGCCGCCGGAGCGCUGCCGCUGCCCCGCCCUGGGCGCCUACGGGCGGGAGUGCGCCCGGGAGGGAACCGAGCUGGACUGGAGGAACCGGAGCCUCUGCGGUGCGCCGUGCCCCGGGGGGCAGCAGUACCGGGACUGCGGGGGUCCGUGCGGCCGCUCCUGCUCGCAGCCCCCCGACGGCACCGACUGUCCCCCCCCGGACACGCUCUGCGUCCCCGGCUGCCGCUGCCCCCCGGGGCUGCUGCUGGCGCAGGGGGGGCAGUGCGUGCCCCCCGCCGCCUGCCCGUGUCCCCGCGGCCGCCGCCUGUUCCCGCCCGGCGCGCGCGUCCGCCGCGGCUGCCAGGCCUGCGUGUGCGCAGGGGGGUCGUGGCGCUGCGCCCCCGGCCCGUGUCCCCCCGGCCCGCGCUGUCCCCCGGGGCUGCUGCACGCUCCCGGCUCCUGCCUGCGCCGCUGCGACCCCGCCGAGCCCUCGGGCACCUGCGGCGGCCCCGCCGACGGCUGCGUGUGUCCCCCCGGGACGCUCUUCCUGGGCGGGCGCUGCGUGUCGCCGGACGAGUGUCCCUGUCACCACGGCGGGCGGCUGUACCCGCCCAACGCCACCAUCGCCCGCGACUGCAACACCUGCGUGUGCCGGGGACAGCGGUGGCACUGCGGGCGCGAGGAGUGCGCGGGGACCUGCGUGGCCACGGGGGACCCGCACUAUGUCACCUUCGACGGCCGCGCCUUCACCUUCGCGGGGGACUGCGAGUACCUGCUGGCGCGCGAGGCCAGCGGGCUCUUCGCUGUCACCGCCGAGAACGUCCCCUGCGGGGCCAGCGGCGUCACCUGCACCAAGUCCGUGCUGGUGGCCAUGGGCGACACCGUGGUGCACAUGCUGCGGGGGCGGGAGGUGACAGUGAACGGGGUGGCCGUGAGACCCCCCAAGGUGUUCGGGGGGUCGGGGCUGGCGCUGCAGCGCGCGGGGCUCUUCCUGCUGCUCCUCACGCGCCUGGGGGUGGCCGUGCUGUGGGACGGAGGGACCCGCGUGUACGUGCGCGUGUCCCCGCGGCUGCGCGGGCGCCUGGCCGGGCUCUGCGGCAACUUCGACGGCGACGCCGAGAACGAUUUUGGGAGCCGGGACGGGGCCCUCGAGGCCACCCCCGAGAUCUUCGGGGACUCGUGGCGCCUCAGCCCGCUCUGCCCCGAGGCCGACGGGCACCGGCCGCACCCCUGCGAGGAGAGCCCCCAGCGCUCGGCCUGGGCGCGGGGGCGCUGCGGGGUCCUGCGGCACGAGCUCUUCGCCCCCUGCCACGAGCUGGUGCCGCCCCAGCGCUUCUACGAGUGGUGCCUGUUCGACGCCUGCGGGUGCGACAGCGGCGGCGACUGCGAGUGCCUGUGCACGGCCCUGGCCGCCUACGCCGAGGAGUGCGGGCGGCGCGGGAGAGCCCUGCGCUGGCGGAGCCAGGGGCUGUGCCCCCUGCAGUGCGAGGGGGGGCAGGAGUACAACCCCUGCGGCCCCCCCUGCCCCCCCACCUGCCGCGACCUCGGCCGGGACCCCCCCGAGCUGUGCGGGGCCCUGGGGUGCCUCGAGGGCUGUUUCUGCCCCCCCGGGAGGGUCCUGCACGACGGGCUGUGCGUGGACCCCCCCGCCUGCCCCUGUUUCUGGGACGGCUUCGCCUUCCCGGCCGGGACCACCGUGACCCAGGGCUGCAGCAACUGCACGUGCGAGGGGGGGCGCUGGCGGUGCCCCCCGGCCCCCGGCCCGUGUCCCGCCGCGGGCUGCGCCCCCUGGGAGUUCCGCUGCCCCGGGGGGCUCUGCGUGCCGGGCGCCUGGCUCUGCGACAACGAGGACGACUGCGGGGACGGCUCGGACGAGCUGUGCGACCCCCCCUGCGCCCCCCAGCAGCCCCGCUGCCCCGGGGGGCGCUGCCUGCCCUGGGGGGCGCGCUGUGACGGGGUCACCCACUGCCCCGACGGCUGGGACGAGGCGGGGUGCCCGGGCCGGCCCUGCGAGCCCCCCGAGUUCGCCUGUGCCGGGGGGCGCUGCCUGCCCCCCGCCCGCGUCUGCGACGGGCGGCGCGAUUGUCCCCCCGGGGACGACUCGGACGAGGCGGGCUGCGCCCCCCGCUGCGGGCCGGGGCAGUUCAGGUGCGGGGGGGGCCGGUGCGUCCCGAGCCCCCAGCGCUGCGACGGCCGCGACGACUGCGGGGACGGCAGCGACGAGAGCACCUGUCCCGCGCGGGCCCCCUGCGGCGCCGGCACCGUGCCCUGUCCCGACGGCUCCUGCGUGCCCGAGGUCGCCGUGUGCGACGGCGCUCGCGACUGUCGCGACGGCUGGGACGAGAGCCCGGCGGGGUGCGCGGUGGCGCUGCCUCCCGCGCCGCUGUCACCUGUCACCGACACUGUCACCGCUGCCACCGACACUGUCACUGUCAGUGACACUGACACUAUCGCCGACACCACCCCCGACACCGCUACUGCCACCGCCGCUGUCGCCGACGCUGUCCCCGUCCCCGACACUGUCCUGAUCACCGGCGCUGUCACUGUCGCCGACACUGUCCUGAUCACCGGCGCUGUCACUGUCGCCGACACUGUCCCCCGCCCUGCCAACGCCUCGGCGGCGCCGUGUCCCCCCCGCUCCCUGCGCUGCGACAGCGGCGGCUGCGUCCCGCGGGGGUGGCGCUGCGACGGCGACAGCGACUGUCCCGACGGCAGCGACGAGGGAGGCUGCGACCCCCCGUGCGCCCCCGGCCACCUGCCCUGCGACCCCCCCUGCGCCCCCGGCCGCGCCCCCUGCGCCCCCGCCUGCGUCCCCCCGAGCCGCCUCUGCGAUGGAGUCCCGCACUGUCGCGACAGCGCCGAUGAGAGCCCCCAGCUCUGCGCGACCCCCGGCCCCGGGAGCCGCCCGGGGGGUCCCUGCGCGGAGUUCGACUGCGGGGACGGGGGAUGUGUCACCUUCCAGCAGGUGUGUGACGGGCUCCGGGACUGCGCCUCGGCCGAGGACGAGCGGGGCUGCGGCUUUUGGGGUCCCUGGGGUCCCUGGGGGUCCUGCAGCCGCCCCUGCGGGCCCGGGGGGCAGCGCCGGGCGCGGGGGUGUCACCAGAGUCACCCCGGGCUGCUCCGCGCGUGCCGGGGGUCCCGCGAGCAGGAGCGACCCUGCUUCCACCGCGCCUGCCCGGUGGACGGCGCGUGGGGCCCGUGGGGACCCUGGUCCGGGUGCCCGGGGGGCUGCGGGGGGGUCCGGCUGCGCAGGAGGGGGUGCGAGCCCCCCCAGAACGGCGGCCGCGCCUGCGAGGAGCUGCCCGGGGGGACCCUGGAGACGGAUGGGGGGUGUCCCCAAAACCGGGGGUGGUUCUGGGGUACAGGGGCUGAUGGGGGGGCGGGGGUCUCUGCUCCUGACCCCCCCCCAGCCCCCUGCGCCCCCGGGGGGUGCCCCAACAGCUCGCGGUGCCCCGAGGGGCGGCGCCCCCUGCCCUGCGCCCCCUGCCCCGCCACCUGCGCCGAGCUGGGCGCCCCCCGCGCCUGCCCGCGCCCCCCGCGCUGCAGCCCAGGCUGCUGGUGCCCCGCGGGGCAGCUCCUGGAGCCCUCGGGCUGCGUGCGGCCGCGGGACUGCCCGUGCCGGGCCGGGGGUCGCACGUUCCCCGCGGGGGUCGCGGUGCCGCUCGGGUGUCGCGUCUGCACCUGCCUGGGGGGGCACCUGCGGCGCUGCCGGCCCCGCCCCGCCUGCUCAGUGCACUGCGGGUGGUCGCCGUGGUCGCCGUGGGGGCCGUGCGGGGGCGCGUGCGGGACCCCCGGCGUGCAGUGGUCGUUCCGCAGCCCCUCCAACCCCGCGCGGCGCGGGAGCGGCCGCCGGUGCCGCGGGAUCUACCGGAGAGCGCGCAGGUGCCGCACUGCUCCGUGCCCGCGGUGCCACCACGGCGGGACGUGGCGCGUGCCCGGCGAGCGCUGGCGUUGGGGCCCGUGCCAGCUGUGCCAGUGCCAGCCCGGCGGCGCCGCGCGCUGCGUCCCCUUCUGUCCCCUGCGCCGCCCGGGCUGUCCCCAGGGCCAGGCGCCGCUCCCGGGUGUCGCCGGCUCCUGCUGCGCCUGCGGCCCCGCGGGUGACAACGCCACGGCCGCGCCCCGCCCCCACACCUCAGAGCGGCCCGGAAGCGCCGAGACCCCCCCGGAGCCCCCCGGGGGCACCCCCAGAGCCGAGACCCCGUCCCAGGACACCCCGGAGCCCCCCGGGGGCACCCCCAGAGCCGAGACCCCGCCCCAGGACACCCCGGAGCCCCCCGGGGGCUCCGCCACCCCCCGGGAGCCCCCCCAAUUGUCCUCGCCGGCUCCCACGGGGGUCCCCGCCGCGACCCCCCCAGGCUGCGCCCCCCCGCCCUGGGGGGGGUGGGGGUCCUGCAGCCGCUCCUGCGGGGUGGGGGUCGCUCUGCGGCGCCGGAGGGAGACCCCGCCCGAGGGGGGCUGCGCCCACCCCCCCGACACCGACAGCCGCGCCUGCUUCCUGCGAGCCUGCCCAGUGGCGGGCGGGUGGUCGCCCUGGGGGUCCUGGAGCGGCUGCGACGCCCCGUGCGGGGGGGGCCAGCGGAGCCGCCGCCGCCGCUGCAGCGACCCCCCCCCAAAAAACGGGGGGCGGCCGUGCGAGGGGGGGGCCCUGCAGAGCCGGCCCUGCAACCUGCGGCCUUGCGGGGACCCCCCAGCCUGCCCCCCCCAGAUGCUGCUGGUGCCCCCGGGGGGCUGCGAGGAUUUGGGGGUCCCCCCCUGCCCCCCCAGCUGCGCGGACCUGAGUGGGAACAGCUCGUGCCCGGGGCACUGCGAGGAAGGCUGCCGCUGCCGCGCGGGGCUGGUGCUGCAGGGGAGCGGCUGCGUGGAGCCCGGCGCCUGCGGGGUCCCCGCGGGGGUGUUGGGGGACCCCCGGGAUCGGGGCCCCCCUGAACCCUGCGGGUGGUCGCGCUGGACCCCCUGGACCGGCUGCGACUGUGACAGCGGGACCCGGCAGCGCUUCCGGUCUCCCACCAACCCCGCGGCCGCCCCGGGCGGUGCCCCCUGCACCGGCCCCCCCCGCGAGGUUCGGGGCUGUCCCGAGCUCUGCGGACCCGAGCCCGGGAGCGCGGGGCCGCCUGCGGCCACCGGGGGGCGCACCGGGGGGCCGGGGGCACCGGGGGGCACAGAGACCCCCGAGACCCCGAUGUCGCCGUGGGAUGCAGAGACCCCCGAGACCCCGAUGUCACCUUGGGAUGCAGAGACCCCAGAAUCGCCGUCGGGCACAGAGACCCCCGAGUCCCCAAUGUCGCCGUGGGGCGCAGAGACCCCAAAAUCGUCGUGGGGCACAGAGACCCCAGAGUCCCCAAUGUCGCCGUGGGGUGCAGAGACCCCAGAAUCGCCGUGGGGCACAGAGACCCCCGAGUCCCCAAUGUCGCCGUGGGGCACAGACACCCCGAUGUCGCCGUGGGGCACAGAGUCCCCGAUGUCGCCGUGGGGCACAGAGACCCCCGAGUCCCCGAUGUCACCGUGGGGCACAGAGACCCCAGAAUCGCCGUGGGGCACAGAGUCCCCGAUGUCACCGUGGGGCACAGAGACCCCCGAGUCCCCGCGGCCGCCGCUCGCCGCCCGUGGCCGGUGGUCGCCGUGGGGGCCGUGGGGCGGCUGCAGCGCCCCCUGCGGGGGGGGCGAGCGCUGGAGGCGGCGGCGCUGCGGGACCCCCCCGUGCGCGGGGCCGGCGCUGCAGAGCCAGAGCUGCCACAGCCACGCGUGUCGCGAGGCGGGGUGCCCUCCCGGCCGGACCUUCCGCGAGUGCGGGGGGGACUCGGGGUGCCCCCGGAGCUGCGCCCACCUCGGGGGGGCCGUGGGGUGCGCGGGGGGGUGUCCCGAGGGGUGUCACUGCCCCCCCGGCACCUUCCUGCACCGCCACACCUGCCUGCAGCCCCAGCAGUGCCCCUGCUCGGUGCUGCGGGGGGGCACGGCCGGGACCCCCCCCGGGACCCCCCCCGGGACCCCCCCCGAGGACCCCCCGAUCCUGGAGCUGCCGCCGGGCGGGACCCUGCGCGUGGGGUGCGCCCGCUGCUCGUGCCUGCGGGGCCGCCUGCGCUGCGCCCCCUGCGACGGGACCCGCUCCGGGACCCCCGAGUGCCCGAGCCCCCCCUGCGCCGCGGAGCCCGGCCCCACAGGGGGUCUCGGCCCCACAGGGGGUCUCAGCCCCAUAUCGGAUCUCAGCCCCAAAUCAGAUCUCAGCCCCACAGGGGGUCUCAGCCCCACAGCGGAACCCGCCCCUAUAUCGGAUCUCAGCCCCACAGGGGGUCUCAGCCCCACAGCGGAGCCCGUCCCUAUAUCGGAUCUCAGCCCCACAGCCCCAGGGGACGAGGAGGCGGCGGGGGGGUCCCCGGUGGUCCCGGUGGUCCCGGUGGUCCCGUGGGGCCCGUGGGGGCCGUGGGGGCCCUGCAGCCGCACCUGCACCGACCCCGAGACCCCCGCGAGCCGCAGCCGCCGCCGGGACUGCGCGGGGGGAAACUGUGGGGCGGGGGGCGACACCGAGAGCCGGGCCUGCAACCUGCCCCACUGCCGGGCGCCCCCCUGCCCCGCGCCCCCCUGCCCGUGCCGCUGGAGCCCCUGGGGGCGCUGGGGGUCCUGCUCGCGGCCCUGCGGGGGGGGGCAGCAGCGCCGCCUCCGAGCCUUCGCCCCCCCCGCGCCCGGGGAGCCCUGGUGCCCCCAGAUCCGGGGGGGCCACGAGCAGCGGCGCCCGUGCGGGGUGACGGCGUGUCGGGUGAACGGCGCGUGGUCCCCGUGGGGUCCCUGGUCGCGCUGUGACGUCACGUGCGGGGGGGGCCGCUCCGUGCGCAGCCGCUCCUGCUCCCGACCCCCCCCAAAAAACGGGGGGAGCCCCUGCCCCGGGGAGGGGCACGAGCUGAGGGUCUGCAACGCCCGGGCCUGCGGCCCGCGCUGCCCCCCCGGGCAGUCCGUGUCCCCCUGCGCCACCCGCUGCCCGCGGAGCUGCCGCGACCUGCGGGACGGGGUGACCUGCGGGGGGGGCGCCCCCUGCCAGCCCGGCUGCCGCUGCCCCCCCGGGACGCUGGAGCAGGACGGGGGCUGCGUCCCCCCCGCGCUCUGCGCCUGCCUGGACUCGGGGGGGCGCCUGUGGCUGCCGGGGGGGGGCGGCGACCCCCGGGGCUGCCGGAACUGCACCUGCGCGGGGGGGCGGCUGCGCUGCGCGCCCGGGGGGUGUCCCCCCCCCACCGGGACCCCCCCCGGGACCCCCCCGUGCACCUGGAGCCGCUGGAGCCAGUGGGGAGCGUGCAGCGUCACCUGCGGGGGGGGGCGGCAGGAGCGCUACAGGACCCCCGUCCCCCCCGAGGGCGCGGGGGGACCCUGCGGCCCCCCCCAGGAGCAGGUUCGGGGGUGCGAGGACGCCCCGUGCCCCCCCCUGUGCCCCUGGGCGGGGGGCGAGCGGGGGCUGGGCGAGCGCUGGAGCCCCGGCCCGUGCCGGCAGUGCACCUGCACCCCCGAGGGACCCGAGUGCAGGGACACCCCGUGCGCGGCCGAGCCGUGUGACUGGAGCCCCUGGGGGUCCUGGGGACCCUGCGGUGACCCCUGCGCGGGGGGGUCCCGCCUGCGCCACCGGCACCCCCUGAGCCCCGAGACCCCCGGGCGGGCGUGUGCGGGGGGGCGCAGCCAGAGCGAGAGCUGCAGCUCGGCCACCUGCCCAGACCCCGAGUGCGGCGGGGGGGGCCGGACCCGCAGCCCCUGCGCCGGGCGGUGCCCCCGCACCUGCGCCGACACCUGGGCACAGGUGCUGUGUCUGCAGGGGCCCUGCGAGCCAGGGUGCCGUUGCCCCCCCGGGCAGCUGCUGCAGGACGGUCACUGUGUCCCCCUGAGCCAAUGUCGCUGCGGGACCCCCGGCGGGGACAGCGAGGUGUCCCCGGGGACCGUGACACAGAUCGGGUGUCACAACUGCACCUGCGAGAACGGCACCUGGAGCUGCCCGGGGCUGGCGUGUCCGUCCCCGGGGCCCGCGACCCCCGCGGUCUCGCUGUCCCCCGUGUCCCCCUGGUCCCCCUGGUCCCGCUGCUCCCGCAGCUGCGGCGGGGGGACGCGGCGGCGGCACCGGCCGUGCCCGGAGCGCCGCGGGGCGGGGGCGCCGUGCGGGGACGGUCCCGAGGAGGAGACGGAGCCGUGUAACGGCCACGCGUGUCCCGGCUGCCCCCCGGGUGAGGUGUGGCUGGACCCCGGCCCCGCCUGCGAGCGCAGCUGCCAGGACCUGGCGGAGCCCCCCGGCACUUGCGGGGCGACCCCCGCGACCCUCGGAACCUCCGGAUCCCCCGCGACCCCCGCAACUCCGGACACCCCCGGGACCCCCACGACCCUCGGGACCCCCUGGGUCCCCCCGCGCUGCGGCUGCGCCCCCGGCCGGUACCGGAACGGCUCCGGGCAGUGCGUGAGCGCGGGGAGCUGCGAGUGCCGGCACGGCGGGGCGCUGCGGGCGGCCGGCAGCGAGUGGCAGGAGCCGUGCGGGACCUGUCGCUGCUCCGAGGGACGCGUCACCUGCGCCACCUCCUGCCCGGCGCUCACCUGCCCGGAGGGCACGGAGCCGGUGCGGGAUCCCGGGAGCUGCUGCCCCGUGUGCCGGGACGAUUGGCCAGAGGAGCCCCCCGGGCCGUGCCGGCUGCUGUCGGCGCUGCGCACCAUCGCCAAGGGCGCGUGUGCGCUGCGGGGCGUGCGGGUCACCUACUGCGCGGGGGCGUGCCGCUCCCGCACCGCCGUGAGCGCGCAGGAGCCGUACGUGCGGUCGCGCUGCGAGUGCUGCAGUUACCGGCUGGACCCCGCCCGGCCCGUGCGGGCGCUGCUGCUGCGCUGCCCCCGCGGCCGCCCCCGGCCCGCGCUGCUGCCCCGCAUCGCCGAGUGCCGCUGCGAGCCCUGCCGGGGCGGGGACUUCGCCCGGCGCUGAGGAGCCCCCC
Messenger RNA from Oenanthe melanoleuca, 11356 nucleotides. RefSeq names its product SCO-spondin-like. The record is from RefSeq and is a predicted model, not a curated record. Gene Ontology annotation, molecular function: protein binding. NCBI's taxonomy places the organism in Eukaryota, Metazoa, Chordata, Aves, Passeriformes, Muscicapidae. Gene Ontology annotation, cellular component: extracellular matrix.